AUGGAGAUUACCCUGUUGCUCGUGGUCGCAGUGAAAGCGUUGCAGAGAAUACAGCGUGAGCUCAGAAUAUGCGCCAACCUUAAGCAUCCAAAUAUUCUACCCAUUUAUGGUUAUACGUAUGGGUUCGGCCCAUUCCUAGCGAUAGUCAGUCCUUGGGCGGAGAAUAGCAACUUGACGGUCUAUUUGGAGCGUGAGGGUGCGGCUCUUACUCUCGUUAGACGAUUUCAACUGCUAAGAGAUAUCAUAUCUGGUCUGCAAUAUCUCCACGCUAACAGUGUCAUCCAUGGUGACUUCAAUGGGCCUAAUGUGCUCAUCCACGGUGAUGGCACCGCAUGUGUCGCUGACUUUGGUCUUUCCUUGAUGUAUUCCGAGGCUAUAAGUGCCUCUCAGGCAUCUUGGACGUCCACGCUCAAAGGAAACAUGCGAUGGAUGGCUCCUGAGUUACUUGAACCAGAGCAGGAGGAUGGAUCUGCAACUCGUUCGAGCGAGCAAAGCGACAUCUUUUCGUUCGGCGGUAUCAUGUUGCAGGUCCUCACGAACAAAAUCCCUUAUUAUUACCUCCCGAAUGACGCCGCAAUCGUCCUAUGCAUAGCCAGGUCAGAACAGCCUUCCCGAGCUCGUUAUCCUGAGAUCCCUGAAAAAUAUUGGACGUUUAUGGAGCAAUGUUGGUCUACUAAUCCUCGAGACCGCCCAUCGACGAAGGGAGUUGAUGUCACGAUCAGGAAUGAAUUUGACCUGUAUAAUAAACGCAGGCUUACCGCAAGACUUCUCUUGUAAUAUUGGAGCACGACAAUGCACUGAAGUUCCUAGUACUACUGGGCUCACCACAGCUGACCCCAUGCGACGUAUUUCCUGCAAGUCUUGUUCACCGAUUCGCUGAUUACGAUGAACUGGUUCCUGGCACAAUACAACACGAUCACCCAAGGUCUUUGCUAGAGAAUACAUCUAGACAAGUCCAUUCACCGUUCGAGAUACGGAGUGCGAUGAGCUCGAGAAAACACAAAUUGUUUCGGAAAGCAAGACAGUUUUGCACUCUUAG
Molecule: messenger RNA, 1039 nt
Organism: Suillus subaureus
Lineage: Eukaryota; Fungi; Basidiomycota; Agaricomycetes; Boletales; Suillaceae
Product: kinase-like protein
Exons: 7
Coding region: 1-777 (258 amino acids)
Biological process (GO): protein phosphorylation; signal transduction
Cellular component (GO): cytoplasm
Molecular function (GO): ATP binding; protein kinase activity
Source: RefSeq, a predicted model, not a curated record